AUGCUUCUCCGCGCGAUUUCUUGCUCGUUUCUUAGUCUCCUGUCUCUUUCUAGACGCGUAAACGCCGAAGUGGUUGCAACCGAGGAUGGCGCUCAUCUUGUCAUUCAGAAUGACCGGCUAUACGCACGUGUCGACAAGGCCUCGGGGUCUAUGGAUGCCGUGGAGCUGGAUGGUCAAAACCUGUUAGGCACUCCUUCUGGAUCUACCGGCAAAUUCUAUUUGGACUGCUAUUGUACACCGCAAGGCUUCUGGACACCCGGAUCAUCGCAACCCACCUAUAAGCUAUACUCGGGAACAGACGUGGCAGGGAUAAGUUACGGAGGCAUCAAGAUGUCUGACACCUACACACCCACCGGCCAAAUUCUCGAGCAAUAUUGGUUCCUUAAGGAUGGCGAGACUGGCUUACACGCCUUUUCACGUCUUGCAUAUCACAGCAAGACCACACCCUUCUUGCGCAACCUUCAAGAAUUUCGGACUCUCUUUCGGCCAAACUCGAACAUAUGGACGCAUCUCGCGACUAAUGGAUUGCAAUAUGCCCCACUGCCUAGCAAGAAGGCUCAGGGAAGCCAGGUCGUGGUACAAGAUGCUACCUGGUACUUGGGUAACACGCCUGAUGACCCUUACGUUCAACAAGAAGCCGACUAUUUCACCAAGUACACAUUUCAAGACACUUGGAGGAAUCAUGAUGCCCACGGGAUGUACGCCGAUGGAUCCCAGACAUCGGACAAUUCAACGUUCGGAGCUUGGAUGGUGAUGAACACGAAGGAAACCUACUUCGGUGGUCCGUUGCAUUCUGACUUGGUUGUUGAUGGGAUAGUAUACGAUUACAUGGUGUCGAACCAUCAUGGAGAUCAAACGCCAAACAUAACCGACGGAUUUGACCGUACAUUUGGCCCACAAUACUAUUACUUCAACCAUUUUCCUGCUGGAACUGAUCUUCAGGUUCUUCGAGAGGACGCAGCGCAGUUCGCAGAUCCGGAAUGGAACGCCGAAUUCUAUGAUUCUAUCGCGGAAUACGUGCCCAAUUAUGUUCCUAGCAACAAGCGCAGUACCUGGAAAUUACACGUCGACCUACCUAAAAAUGCCAAAAAUGCCAUUGCCGUAUUGUCACAAAACGGCGUGGAUUUCCAGGACAAUGUUUCCGACAUCGAGGCUUACCAGUACUGGGCCGAGAUCAACGAAGCUGGCGAUUGCAAUAUUCCACGAGUGAAAGCUGGCACGUAUCGUCUCACGAUAUAUGCCGAUGGCAUUUUUGGACAACAUGUUCAAGACGAUAUCUUGGUGCGUGCCGGGCAAGUAGAGACUACUGAAGUCAAAUGGGAAGAAGAAAGUCACGGAAGCGAGAUCUUUCGCAUAGGCACGCCAGAUAAGAGUAGCGGCGAAUACCGGCACGGCUACGAGCGUGAUCCGACCCAUCCGCUUCAUCCGGAGCAGUAUAGGAUCUAUUGGGCUGCUUAUGACUUCGUGGAUGACUUCCCGAACGGCGUUACUUUCAAAGUUGGCGAGAGUGAUGUCUCCAAAGACUUGAAUUAUGUUCACUGGAGUGUGUUUGGAGGCUAUGCCAACUCCCUCCGUCCUACAUCGUAUUACGGCGACGGCAAUGUCAACAACUGGACUAUCGUGUUUGACUUGGACAAGUCUCAGAUAGAGCAGAAGAAGACAGCGACUUUCACAGUUCAAUUAGCUGGAGCCAAAACUGCUGCAGGCAACACGGAUGUCUUCAACGCAUCCGAGCCCCACGCCAAUUUGGCAUAUACGGUUAAUAUCAACGGAAAGGAUCUUGAGCCUUGGGUGAUCCCCUGGCACCAUAGCUCCUCCUGCGCUGUGCGAUCCGCUGUCAUCUGCUAUAACAUCGGAAACAAGUUCGCCUUUGAUACGGCCUUGCUCAAAGAAGGCGAAAAUGCAAUCAUACUGAGCCUACCGUUCAACGCGACGAAUUACGAAAGCGCGGUGCUGCCCAACUCCGUAUAUGUUCAAUACGAUGCACUAAGGCUAGAGGUCGCUAACGCUCUGUAA
Hypoxylon fragiforme is the source of this 2016-nucleotide messenger RNA. Its product is annotated as polysaccharide lyase family 4 protein. The coding region runs from base 1 to 2016 and encodes 671 amino acids. Gene Ontology annotation, biological process: carbohydrate metabolic process. The record is from RefSeq and is a predicted model, not a curated record. The transcript is spliced from 9 exons. Gene Ontology annotation, molecular function: carbohydrate binding; catalytic activity. Lineage: Eukaryota; Fungi; Ascomycota; Sordariomycetes; Xylariales; Hypoxylaceae.